UUCCUCUGUGAAGGGGGCGGAGCAAGAGAGGGCGGUGGAGGGAUCUGGAUCCGGCUUGUCACGGCGCUCGCUGGGGCCGAGGCGGCGAAAUGGUGUACAUUUCGAAUGGACAAGUGUUGGAUAGCCGGAGCCGGGCUCCUUGGAGUUUGUCAUCGAUAACUGACUUUUUUUGGGGAAUAGCAGACUUCAUAGUUAUGUUUUUUCAAAGCAUUAUUCACCCAGAUUUGAGGAGAGGCUACUCAUCUUCCUCCUCUUCAAGAUAUGACGAUGGAAGAGGACCUCCAGGAUUUCCUCGUCGCAGAAUGGGUCGAAUAAAUCACUUUGGUGGUCCAAGUCCCCCACCAAUGGCAGGAGGUGGAUGAGGAAGGUAA
This is a messenger RNA of Pogona vitticeps (central bearded dragon), 371 nucleotides long. It is a transcript of the gene SELENOK, whose product is annotated as selenoprotein K. Gene Ontology annotation, cellular component: endoplasmic reticulum membrane; Golgi apparatus. NCBI's taxonomy places the organism in Eukaryota, Metazoa, Chordata, Lepidosauria, Squamata, Agamidae. The record is from RefSeq and is a predicted model, not a curated record. Gene Ontology annotation, biological process: calcium ion transport; endoplasmic reticulum calcium ion homeostasis.